AUGGGCCCCCCGGAGCCACCGGAGCGGCUGGAGGUGGUGGGGCUGCUGCGGGAACCCGCCUUCCACGUGGCCAAGGGCACGGCGGAGGCCCUGAAGCUGAAGUUCCCGAAGAAGUUUGCCGACCCUGUAAUACGCCCCAUGUAUGAAUUCGCCUGGCAUGAGUAUUUACAGGAGAAAAAGAAGUGAUGGCGGGGGCUGGGCGGGUGCCUGCUGGGCGACGAGCAGCAGCUGCUCCGCUGGGCCCGCCGCGCGUGGCAGCACCGCGACUUCGCGCCGCCCGCCCUGCGCCAGGCCAUCGCCGAGGACUUCUGCACCAAGCACAUGCGGGACAGCCAGCACGUGUUUGUGUACUUGGAUAUAACCAUUCAGGAACAGCCCAUCGGGAGACUUUUAUUUGAGCUCUUUUCUGAUGUGUGUCCCAAAACGUGUGAGAAUUUCCGUGUUUUGUGCACGGGAGGCAUCACGUCACCUUCCAGCGGUCUCCAUCUCACCUACAAAAACUCAGUUUUCCAUCGAGUAGUGGAAAACGGAUGGAUUCAAGGAGGAGACAUUGUAGCCGGAAGAGGAGACGGAGGGGAAUCGAUCUACGGUCCCACCUUUGAAGAUGAAAACUUUGCCAUCCGUCACAGCAAGAGAGGGAUUCUGGGCAUGGCCAACAAGGGCCGCCACAGCAACGGCUCGCAGUUCUACGUCACCCUGCAGCCAGCUCCCUACCUGGACAAAAAGCACGUGGCUUUUGGGCAGCUCAUUGAGGGCACGGAGACUCUUCAGAAACUGGAGGCCGUGUCCACAUACAAUGAGAGGCCUGUUGAAGAAUGUAAGAUUGUUAACUGUGGGGUCUUUGAGCCAUGA
Messenger RNA from Tinamus guttatus (white-throated tinamou), 852 nucleotides. The record is from RefSeq and is a predicted model, not a curated record. NCBI's taxonomy places the organism in Eukaryota, Metazoa, Chordata, Aves, Tinamiformes, Tinamidae.